UAAACAAUAGAAAACGAAAUGACUACUAAUAAAAAAGAGUGCGAAACCAAAAAGUUUCGAAAAUAUAAUAUACAAUUAGAACAAAUACAACGAAUACAUUAUCAAGAUCCCAAAGUUAACGAACUGAUCAAAAACAAUCAACCUGUACUGAUAACGAAUUCUAGUCUCGUGAAAUCGGCUUGUGAAAAAUGGAAUACCGAUUUUUUUGAGAAAUAUUUAGGCAAAAUCAAUCACACUGUCUACUUGUCUAAUGAUCACAAUUUCAAAUAUUUCGAUGAGAAAAAAGUACUGUCUGAAACUAAUCCAAAAGGGGUUGAAUUUACACCAAAAACCAGAAGACUAGAUAUGGAGAUGUCGGAAUUCAUAAAGAAGGUGAAAGAAUGGAAAAGUGGAGAUGAACGGUUAUAUCUUCAACAUACCCUUAAUGCUACAAUGGGAAAUGCGAUAGUAGCUGACUACGUGAAAUUUGACUGGCGCUUCGCUGGAGAAAUAAGACAGAAAAACAAUUGGGGCGAAUUAACGUCUAAUGUACUCUUCAUAUCUAUGGAAGGAAAUGUUACACCUUGUCAUUACGACGAACAACAAAAUCUCUUUGCUCAAAUACAAGGAUAUAAAAGAUGUAUUUUAUUUCCUCCCAAUCAGUUUGAAUGUUUAUAUCCACAUCCAGUUUAUCAUCCUCAUGACAGACAAAGCAUGGUUGAUUUUGACAAACCGGACUAUUCCAAAUACCCGAAAUUUAAAGAUGUCAAAGGCUGUGAAACAGUUAUUGGUCCAGGAGAUGUCCUGUAUAUUCCAAUAUAUUGGUGGCAUCAUGUGGAAUCAUCAAUGGAAGGAGGUCCUACCAUUACAGUCAAUUUUUGGUACAAGGUUAGUACCCUUUUUCAUUGAAUUAAUUUUUAUCUU
Molecule: messenger RNA, 903 nt
Organism: Leptinotarsa decemlineata (Colorado potato beetle)
Lineage: Eukaryota; Metazoa; Arthropoda; Insecta; Coleoptera; Chrysomelidae
Product: hypoxia-inducible factor 1-alpha inhibitor
Biological process (GO): negative regulation of Notch signaling pathway
Cellular component (GO): cytoplasm; nucleus
Molecular function (GO): [protein]-asparagine 3-dioxygenase activity; ankyrin repeat binding; peptidyl-histidine dioxygenase activity
Source: RefSeq, a predicted model, not a curated record